Aspergillus niger is the source of this 837-nucleotide messenger RNA. RefSeq lists its product as uncharacterized. The record is from RefSeq and is a predicted model, not a curated record. The transcript has a single exon. NCBI's taxonomy places the organism in Eukaryota, Fungi, Ascomycota, Eurotiomycetes, Eurotiales, Aspergillaceae. Bases 1 to 837 code for a protein of 278 amino acids.
AUGAAGAUCGCUAUUACCGGAGCCCGCGGCACCGUAGGACGCGCCGUUGUCAGAGAGGCCUCUCAGGCCGGCCACUCCACAGUCCAGGUUGAUCGGACCGAUACUGAGUACGAUGGGACGCCCAAUUCCGAGAUGAAGACCGCAGACACGGCCAAUAACUACGAAGCCACGCUUGAAGCCUUCAAAGGUUGUGAUGCCGUUAUUCAUCUUGCUGCCAUACCAGACCCCAUAGGGAAGGAUGACCAAGUGGUACACAACAACAAUGUUACAUCGGCAUUCAACGGCUUCUAUGCUGCUGCACAACUGGGGAUCAAACGCUUCUGCUAUGCGUCGUCAGUAAACGCGAUCGGUCUCGAAUAUGCCACGCGACCGCUUCAAUUCGAAUACUUCCCCGUUGACGAAGAAGCACCGCCCAACCCGACAGAUUCUUACGCACUGGCUAAGCAAGAAGCUGAGACCCAAGCAAGAACAUUCGCUCGAUGGUUUCCCGGAAUGAACAUCGCGUGUAUGCGUAUCCAUGCUGUGGCGUCCCGUGAGGAGGCACAGAAAGGACACAAUGAGAAUUGGGAGGACUCAGCCGUUAAGAGCUUGUGGGGAUGGGUGAGCCCGGAUGCGACGGCAAGAGCCUGCUUGUUGUCUGUGGAGAAGGCUGAGAAACUCAAUGGAUGUGAGAUAUUUAAUGUUGUUGCUCCAACCACGACGCAGGACACGCCAUCGAUUGAGCUUGCGAAGAAGUAUUAUCCCGAUACCGAGGUUCGGCACGAACUCAAAGGAAACCAGUCUUUCUUUACAGCUGAAAAGGCGAAUAGGAUCCUCGGAUGGGUACAUGAGGAGUGA